Molecule: messenger RNA, 396 nt
Organism: Besnoitia besnoiti
Lineage: Eukaryota; Apicomplexa; Conoidasida; Eucoccidiorida; Sarcocystidae
Product: putative vacuolar ATP synthase subunit g
Exons: 3
Coding region: 1-396 (131 amino acids)
Biological process (GO): proton transmembrane transport
Cellular component (GO): vacuolar proton-transporting V-type ATPase complex
Molecular function (GO): proton-transporting ATPase activity, rotational mechanism
Source: RefSeq, a predicted model, not a curated record
AUGGCGGGAGUUAAGGGCUCGAACGCGCUGAUUCAGCAGCUUCUCGAGGCAGAGGAAGAGGCCGACACCAUUGUCAACAAGGCGAAGGAAAAUCGCGUGAAGAUGCUCAAGGAUGCGCGCUUCAGCGCCGAAGAGGAGCUGAAGGUAUUCCGCGCGAAGGAGGAGGAGCGCUUCAAGGCUGAGUACGAACAGACAGCGGGACAAGAGGACUCGCUGGUGUCCAGCUUGGAGGCGAAGACGAAAGGCGAGAUCGAAGGCAUCAAGAAAGAUUACGUGGAGAACAAAGACGCGCUGAUCAAGUUUAUUCACAGCAAGGUUAUGGAUGUCGAUCUUUCUUUGACAGCCGAAACCGUCGCCGUGCUGCGCAACUGCGAAAUGCGUGGUGUCACCCCCUAG